Messenger RNA from Arachis stenosperma, 1180 nucleotides. RefSeq names its product ferritin-like catalase Nec2. The record is from RefSeq and is a predicted model, not a curated record. Bases 112 to 1023 code for a protein of 303 amino acids. Lineage: Eukaryota; Viridiplantae; Streptophyta; Magnoliopsida; Fabales; Fabaceae. The transcript is spliced from 3 exons.
UUUAUUGAUUUAUGGAACUUGUUUGCAAAGAGAGUGAUUAUAUAUAUAUAAAUAUAAAAGAAAGGCGAGGUAUAGUGAAAUUAUAAUUCAUGCAUCAGAAAAUAAGGAGAGAUGGCAGUUCAUCACAUUCCCAUUAUUAUUUCAGUUUUAAUAAUAGCGUCGCUCCCCUUCACGAUUGCUGUAGAAGCCAAAGGAAACUCAUCAGAACCUUCAGAUGCAGAUCGGAUUGAAUUCGCUCUGAAUUUGGAGUACUUGGAAGCCGAGUUCUUCUUGUAUGGAGCAUUGGGUUAUGGCUUGGAUGUGGUUGCCCCUGAAUUAGCAGGAGGAGGACCUGCUCCCAUUGGUGCCCAAUUAGCUGCUCUUAGUCCUCUUGUUAGGGAUCUUAUCUCACAAUUUGCUUAUCAAGAAGUUGGACAUUUGAGGGCCAUAAAGAAAGAGGUGAAAGGGUUCCCAAGGCCAGUAUUGGAUCUAAGACUAGGAACAUUUGCGAGAAUAAUGGAUAGUGCUUUUGGGAGAAGGCUCUAUCCUCCAUUUGAUCCCUAUGCAAGUGAGAUCAACUAUUUGCUUGCAUCUUACGUUAUUCCUUAUGUUGGCCUUACUGGUUAUGUUGGUACCAAUCCACAGCUUCAAAACACCACUUCUAAGAGGCUGGUUGCAGGUCUACUAGGAGUAGAAUCUGGGCAAGAUGCAGUUAUUCGAACAUGGCUAUACGAACGCUUAGAAGUCCGUGUGAUGCCUUAUAGAUUGACAGUUGCGGAGUUCACAAAUCGCAUCUCAGUGCUUAGAGACAGAUUAGGAAACGCUGGUGUGAAAGAUGAGGGUCUUGUUGUUCCAAUGGCAUUGGGUGCUGAAGGCAGGGUUGUAGGGAAUGUUCUUGCUGGUAACAAUGCUUCACUCUCAUAUGAUAGGACUCCUGAAGAAAUAUUGAGAAUUGUUUAUGGAACUGGUGAUGCUCAUAUUCCUGGUGGCUUCUUUCCUAAUGGAGCUAGUGGUGCUAUUGCCAAAUCUUUCUUGCAAUCUUAAAACUAAUUAAUUAGCUUAUGUAUGAUUAUGUAGUUGCUAUGUAAGUGUUACCAUACUACUUUUGUGUGAGAUUAUAAUGUGUAUCUUGAAAAAUGUUAUGCUUCUCAUAGGCAAAAGGAACUAUAUAUGACAAACAUGCUAUGUUAAAUUAUUAUUA